Messenger RNA from Carlito syrichta (Philippine tarsier), 686 nucleotides. RefSeq names its product cytochrome c oxidase assembly protein COX16 homolog, mitochondrial. The transcript is spliced from 4 exons. Gene Ontology annotation, biological process: mitochondrial respiratory chain complex IV assembly. Lineage: Eukaryota; Metazoa; Chordata; Mammalia; Primates; Tarsiidae. The coding region runs from base 111 to 431 and encodes 106 amino acids. Gene Ontology annotation, cellular component: mitochondrial inner membrane. The record is from RefSeq and is a predicted model, not a curated record.
GAAGGAGGAUUCGUGGAGGACGUUCGGGUUCUGGGGGCCUAGGCCGCCGCUAAGAUUGGGGCGUAUGCGCUGGGCCUUUCUGGAGGUCUGGGAAAGAGGAGAUUUCAGCUAUGUUCGCGCCCGCGAUAAUGCGGGCUCUGCGCAAGAACAAGACCCUGCGCUACGGAGUCCCCAUGGUGUUGCUGAUUGUUGGAGGUUCUUUUGGGCUUCGUGAAUUUACACAAAUCCGAUAUGAUGCUGUGAAGAUUAAAAUUGAUCCUGAAUUGGAAAAAAAACUGAAAGCAAAUAAAGUAUCUUUAGAGUCAGAAUAUGAGAAAAUAAAAGACUCUACUUUUGAUGACUGGAAGAAUAUUCGAGGACCCAGGCCUUGGGAAGAUCCUGACCUCCUCCAAGGAAGAAAUCCAGAAAUCCUUAACACUAAGACAACCUGACUAUGCUGAUUCCUUUUUUUUUUUUUUUUUUUUUUUUUAAGAAAAAAGUUAUCAUAUGGACUUCCCACUACAUACUUUUAUCUAGUGGAAAAAUGUCAGGCCUGUGGAAACUUGGAUAUGGGCAGUUUGAUGGCAGAUAAUCUUGAUAAAAAAUGAAUUAUAGGUCUUUAUACCUGUUAGCAAUUCUAUUUGCAAAUGAAAGUACAGUGUUGGCCACAUGUAUUUUAUACCUAUCAAUAAAAAAUGUAAAUCCUG